Molecule: messenger RNA, 8015 nt
Organism: Pangasianodon hypophthalmus (striped catfish)
Lineage: Eukaryota; Metazoa; Chordata; Actinopteri; Siluriformes; Pangasiidae
Gene: rreb1a
Product: ras responsive element binding protein 1a
Exons: 13
Coding region: 613-5604 (1663 amino acids)
Biological process (GO): regulation of transcription by RNA polymerase II
Cellular component (GO): nucleus
Molecular function (GO): RNA polymerase II cis-regulatory region sequence-specific DNA binding; DNA-binding transcription activator activity, RNA polymerase II-specific
Source: RefSeq, a predicted model, not a curated record
GAGAGAGAGAGAGAGAGAGAGAGAGAGAGGGAGUGUGUGUGUGUGUGUGUGUGAGAGAGAGAGAGAUGAGAUGCUUGGUGCAGCCUCGGUCCCCUUGGAGACUCCGGCAGGAGCGCAACACGUGAUGAGAGAGAGACACCGAGAGAGAGAGAGAAGAGAGAGAGAGAGAGAGCAGAAGAGGACGCGCGGAGAGAGAAGAGAAGGGAAGAGAGGAGAGGAGAGGGGGAAAAAAACCGAAUUAAAGUGCGUUUUCCUCUCCUCCCACCCUGACACAUCUCGGUCUGCUCCUGUGGGGGGACUCAGAAGAAGAGGAGGAGAGAAAACACGGAGUUAAAGAACUUUUUGCACAUCCUCGGGAAACGCCAUUUUGAUUCCUCUCCGGAACAGCUUUGCUUCUUUCCCCCCUUCUCUCUAUCUCUCUCUCUCUUUCCUUAACCCAUCAUCAUCAUCAUCAUCACCACCAUCACCACCACCACUCCCUCAUCAUCAUCAUCAUCAUCAUCAUGUCUCGGCGAAAGCAGCCAAACCCCAACAAAGUCAAACUGUGAGCCGUGGGUGCUGACGCUCGAGGUGCACGGCGGUCCCUCUCCACAGCCUCAUUCGAGGACUGUGAUGGAUAGUUCAGCAGAGGAGAAGAAGAUGGGGGAGGAGGUCAGCUCUGCCAUCGGCACCAUGGAGGCCGAGCAGACGGAGGAGACAGAUCAUUGCGCUGAGAGUCCGAGAAAGUCGGUGGUGAGUGUAGCGGACGCACAGAUCCGAGUGGAGGCAGGGAAAGAGGGAGCGGAUGGAGCAGACCUCUCGUCCAUCACCUCGAUGAUGAGCACUGUGAUGAAAGCAGCUCAGCUGAAUGGAGGGGUGGAGGUUUCCAACAAAACCCCCACCAAGACUUCCAGUAAGAGCCCCAGCGCCAGCCGGUACACCAGGAAGAGUCAGGAUGUCAAGGAUGACACCUCAUCUCUCAUCUGCCCACUGUGUGACAAAAAUUGUCAAACUCAGCACCAGCUUACGAUGCAUAUUCGCCAGCAUAACUCUGAUACUGGAGCUUCAGACCACUCAUGCAGUAUCUGUGGAAAGUGCCUGAGCUCGGCCAGCUCUCUGGACCGCCACAUGUUGGUGCACAGCGGUGAGAGGCCAUACAAAUGCUCUGUGUGCGGCCAGACUUUCACCACCAACGGCAACAUGCACAGGCACAUGAAGAUUCAUGAUAAAGAUCCUUCCCUUUCUAGCCCCACCAGCCCUCCAUCGUCCGGUAAAAGGAAACGCCCUUCUGCUGUUAUUUCCAAGAAGAAACCCAGCCAUAGUGACGAUGGAGAACAAGCUGAUGAGCCAUCCAGUAAAAGGCAGCUUUUAGAAGAUGGUGGAGUGGAUGAUCAGACAGUGGGCAAAGGGCCGGAGGAGCAGCUGCCAUGCCCCAUCUGCUUCAAGACACUCAGCUCCAAAUAUGAACUGGAAACUCAUAUGGAAACCCAUCCUGACACUGCACUCAGGUGUGAGAAUUGUUGCAUCUCAUUUCGCACACAUCGAGGUUUGCUCCGUCAUAAUGCAGUCAUCCAUAAGCAGCUGCCAACUGACCUCAGUGGACGCCCAUUCAUUCAGAACAACCCCUCCAUACCCCUAGGAUUCAAUGACCUGGCUUUCAUUGACUUCUCCUGCCACAAAUUCCCUCACAUUGCCCAGGUUUGGUGUGAAACCAAUCUACGCCGCUGCACCAGCAAGCUUCAUCGCUUUGUGUGUGAGACCUGUGACAAAGCUUUCCCUUUAAAUGUGGCGUUAGACUUGCACAAGUCCACACAUGACACUUCUGAAACCAAGGAAGAGUCUGUUUCCUCUCAGCUUUCCAGUACAGAGUCCCCCAUAUCUGAGAAAAGUAGCUUCAUGGGUUCUCUGGGUUUGCAACACAUCUCUCAGGUCAAACCUGUACCCUCAGAGGAGGAUGCCUUGCAAGCAGAGCUGGACAGUAUCCGUGUAAUCCAUGUGGAGCCAUCAUUGGUCCAAAAGGAUUCUAGCCUUCUUGGUGGGAUUAGCCUGUCUCUGGUGGACCCAUCAUCUCUCCGGGGUCUGUCCCAGCACGAGGCACUCAAACUCCUUUCUUUACAGCCAUUUCAAACUGGUUUUCUUGUCCAGCCAGACGGCGGGAUGGUAGUAAAGCCAGUUUGUGGUGAGACUGGAAUGGAACUGGCUGACAUACAGCAGAUCCUCAAAGUGGCUUCUGCUGCCCCCAACCAGAUCAGCCUCCCUCCCUUGUCCAAGGCACCAUGCAGUGCAGUGCAGUCAAACUGUAAGCAGAUGCCCCCACUCAAGCCAAAGCCUCUGGUGGCUCCCAGGACCAAUAUGACAACCUCCACUCCUCCUCCACUUUUAAGCACCCAGCAGGCAUCACUAGGUUGCAUCAGCCCCAGUCUACCACCACCUGCUGGCCAGUUCCCGAAGGCUGCCAAGGAACUGUCUCCAUCUUCAUCUUCAUCAUCUUCUUCUUGCAACCAGGCUCCUAUUGAAAAAAUGCAAAUGGAAGCUGAUUGCAUGGGUGAUGCCCACACUCCCAUGGACACAGACGACCAACAAAUUAAGCAGGCAGAAGACAAGAUAAGGGAGCCAUCUGGAAAGAAGGGAGCAGGUCGGAAAGGGUCAUACCCGUGCCGAUUUUGUGACCAGGUAUUUGCAUAUUCAGGAGUACUACAGGCGCACAUGCGUUAUCAUCUGGGUAUCUUGCCCCACCAGUGUAAUAUUUGUGACUAUGUUGCUCCUGACAAAGCCACACUGAUUCGUCAUCUGCGCACUCACAGUGGUGAACGACCUUACGUCUGCCGAGUCUGCCAUUACCCAUUCACUGUUAAAGCCAACUGUGAACGCCACCUUCGCAAGAAACACAUGAAGAACACUCGUAAGGAAAUUGAGAAAAAUAUCAAGUAUGUCACCUCAUCCACAUCGAUGUCCGAUGCAUUAGAACAAACUGGCUCAGGUGACACUAUCUGUCGUUUAUGUGGUGAGGACCUUAAGACCUACCGAGCACUACAGAUCCACAUGCGUGUCCACAAUGGCUUCCAGAGAAAGCCAUAUGAGUGUAAACGCUGUGGAGCAGCCUUUCUGGCCAAGCGUAACUGUAUCCACCACCUACUGAAACAGCACCCUGAGAUUAAAGAGCAGGACAUAGAAGAGCAUAUAGCUACCAUCACUGUUGCUCCUUCUCAUGCGAGUCCUAAACCUCCUUCACUCAAUGGAGUGCCACCAAGUGCUUCACUCUGUCCCAUCAAAAUGGAGGAUCUAAGUUUCUAUGCCGCAGAUCAGGACCAACCACUGGACUUCUCAAACAAAAACCGGGGCGGUAACAAUGCUGGAAACUUCAGUGCUUCCCCUAGAAUCAAGAUGGAGUCUGCCACUUACGAUGAUUCCAUGGAGCCCAUUGAUCUCUCUAUUCCCAAGAAUCCAGAUAAAAAGAUGAAGGUAAAUACUGAUGCAGUGUUGCAAAGAGAAGUGAAAAAGGAACAGACAUCCCUUAACAUAAUGGAUCACACACUUGCCCCAGGCCUGCAAAUACAUAGAGCCACUGAUGAAAAACCACAGCAGCUUGGGUGCUACCAGCUUCCCACUGCUUUGACCACCAUCGGUGCAACCAGUGCAGCAGGUCGUGCCUUGCGGCUAAAGCCCCUGCUACCUAAACCGAAUUCUGCUGGUGUGAAGGAGCUCCCACCACUGGCCUCCAUUGCCCAGAUUAUCUCCUCUGUCUCUGGUGCCCCCGACCUCCUGAAACGAGACAACCCCAACGGCUGUCAUGAGUCUGUCUCAGACACCUCAGCUGAGGAGUUUCUCAAAGAGGGAUCCAAAAGGAGAAGCAAUAAAAGGCAAGCCAUCAACACAGCUAAGGAAAAGCCUGCAAUGAAUUCAACAGACCCUAAUAUUGACCUCGAGUCCAGUGGGGAGUUUGCCAGUGUGGAGAAGAUGCUGGCCACCAGUAAUGCCAAUAAAUUUAGCACCUACUUAAAAACCAACAUAAUGGAGCUAGAAAGGAAAGAGGGAGAACAAUCGUGCAAUGGUGACAAGAAAGAAGCAAAAGAUGAAAAACAGAUGCAAACCAAGCAGACCUCACAGCCCCAGCAGUCCAAAGGGAAAAAGAAUGCAUACUCAAACUCUGUGCAAAAAAUGACUUGCCCAUUCUGUCCCAGAGUCUUUCCAUGGGCCAGCUCACUCCAGCGCCACAUGCUGACACACACAGGUCAAAAGCCAUACCCUUGCCCUAAAUGCGAAGCCCUGUUCUCAACCAAGUCCAACUGUGAGCGCCAUCUUUUGCGCAAGCAUGGAGUAACCAAUAGAGUCCUUCGGCAAAAUGGUGCCAUACCUAAAGCCAAGGAGCCAGAGGAAUGCUCGCCAGAGAGCGCAGAGAGCAUGUCAGAAACAGAGCUCACUAGUGGCGAGGCAAUGGAGCUGACAAAUUCUGAAGCUGAAAAGCCAGCUGCGUCGGAUGCUGAGAAACCCUCUCCAGCCAAGCCCACAGAGGCAGCUGCAGUAAAGCCUCUCCUCCACCAGGGGGAGCCAGAACACCAAGAUGUGCAGGAGUCUUUGAAAACAAAAAGCACAGCUAAUGACGAUGAUACCAACAGCAAUAAAAGCCUGGAUCUGAACUUUGCUAGCAAAUUAAUUGACUUUACAUUCUCAGAGGGUGAACAACAGAGGUCCUCUCCUGCUGUAGACAGUGAUUCACAUGAACAGGAAGAGUCCAAGCUGACCUGCAAGAGCUGCAACAAGAGCUUCAGAUACGCUGCCACUCUGGCACGACAUGAAAAAGUUCAUGUUUUAGAAAGUGCAGCCGAUGCCACUAACGUGAACUCCAAAGUGGAUGACGCAGCAGAGUCUUGUGAACUGAAAAAGGAUGAUGUAGAAGACGAGGUGGAGAAAGUGGAGCGAAAUGGGACGGCAGAAAGUGAAGGAGCAGGCAGUACAAUGGACAGUGGCUCUGAGGAGGACAGGGAGGAGAGGAGUGAUGAAGAAGGAGGUGCGACUGAACCAAAGAGCUGUGAAGGGGAGGCUGAAUUGUCUGGGAGCAAAACUGACAAGAGGAAGAAGAUAUGCGGGGUGUGUGGUAAACGCUUCUGGAGCCUUCAGGAUCUGACGAGACACAUGCGCUCUCACACAGGUGAACGGCCCUACAAGUGUCAGACCUGCGAGCGCACAUUCACCCUGAAACACAGCCUGGUCAGGCACCAGCGUAUACACCAGAAACCCCGUGGUGCAGAUGGAGAGAUGGGCAGGGCUGGAGAGGAGGAGGGAUUCAGCGGGGGCUCGGCUAGUGAGAGGGAAUCCACCCCCACCAGCACGAACCCUCCAUCUGAAAACGAGAGUGAAAGCAUGAAGGAGAAAGAGCGUGAGUCUGCCUCCGCCACAAAAAGGGAGUCGGAACUUAAUAAAGAAACGUCUGUCACAGAGAAGGCAGAAACCGUACCAGCUACAGAUACACCCAAAGAGCCUCCAGCAGAGGAACUAGCCUCAGAUUCACCCACAGAGGUGGAGCAUCCAGCCGGAUUUCUGAAAGGCCUGUUGGAGAUCCAUUCCAAGCCUGACAUUGAACGCAUCCUCCCUACCAGUGAGCCUCCUCUCCUUGGGGUGGAGUGAAGGAGUAACUCCAGUGCGAGUGCCAUACAAUAAGUUCUUUUGUACUGCAGAACAUUUUAAACAGCAACAAAAAGACCAUUUACAAGUGCCUUGCUACUUUUUUUGCUAUAUCUUUAUCUACUACCAGAUGAUUUAGUUGAUUUUUAGAGUAUUUUAUAAAAAUCUUUUUUGAAAAUGCCACAUUAAGCAAUAAAUAAAUGAACACUUUAGUAUAAUGAUUUGUAUAUGAUUAAGGGACUGAACAGAGAAUGGACAGAUGAGGCUGCAAACAAGCUGGCACAUGGCUACUGAGACUACUGUGUGACGAUUUGUGCAUACGAGUGUAACUGGAAUAUGUACAACUGCGCUUAUUUUUCAAAAGGCCGGUUCAUGGACUCAAAUCCACCUUUCAGCUUUAGUGAUAGAAAGGCCUCCAGAAUACCUGAAACAGUGAAUUGUAUUCUGGCUUUUGUAUUACAUAACAGAGGGUACAGUGAGUUGCAGAGGCUUCAGUCUGGAAGGCAAGGCUGCAUUAGGGGUAACCCUCUGAUCAAUGUGCGACAACUCUCAGAAUAUAAUAUCUGGGCAAUAUUUGCCUAUAAUAGCAUGAUUUGUUUUCCAGCUACACUGACCAUGUCAGAAUCCUGUUUUAAUCUUUGUUUUUUUUGGAAGAAAGUCAAGGACAGGGUUUUUUUUUUUACUGAGGGAAGCGCAGUGUUUUUUUUUUUGUUUUUUUUUUUUUUUUAAUCUAAAGGGCUCUAGCUCCAGUAUCACCUACAAAACACAAACAGAUCUCAACAGAAAGAGAGUCCUGUGUCCAGGUUAAAUGUCUUCCAAAACCUUUCUACUUCAAGCCUUACUUGUGUUUCUCCAGAGGUUUUAGACAGGCCUCCUGCAUCCAAAUGCUAGUUUUUCUCAUUACUUGAAAGCUGUCACCCUGCUGCCUCCUGUCUGGCUACGGCACCAGUUCCAGGACCAUCAUCCUCCUGAGCAUCUCUCCUAGUAGGAUAUCAGGUCAAUCAUAUGAUCACAUGUGGAGUUGGGUAUUUCUGUACGUUUAACUUUUUUCUCAAAUGUGUAAAGUGUAAACCUCAGUCUCAAAGUGAACCUCAAAGAGCAGCAAAUCGAACUGGUAGAGUAAUUACGGCGUUUUCCAGACUAGUCCUCGCUGACUGGACGACUCCCAUUUACCACAGUCACCUCUGGUGUUUUACAGGAAACAAAAACCAUUUGAAUUUGUGGUGUGAGCGCUAUGAAACAGAGUAUUAAUAAGCGAGCAUUUCUUUAACAGGUGAUGAGCAAUCCGGUAUUGGAUGACGUAUUUCCUCACCACAGUGGCCACUGGCACAAGACUAGUGUUGGAUGAACUUGAAUGAAAAAUGCAAUCUCUUACUCAGUCUGCGUAUUGUAUUCCGAGACUCUGUUUCUCCUAAUGCCUUUUCCUGGGUUGCUAUGUGUGAGUGUGUUGCGUGUGUAUCCACGUGUGUAUAUAUUUUCCUGUUGAGAAUGCACACGGACUGUUUUAAAUGUAUUUAUUGUAGCCCAGUGUGGGUAAAGAAGUAAAAAUAUGGAGAAGCCAUGUAUUAAUUAUGCUGCAGAGAGAAAUGUUUCAGAUUCAAUACUUUAGUAGCCCAGCUGAUCUGGGUCUUUUUUCCCCUAGCAAUAAUCACUAUUGAUCCAAAGGCUUUAUGUAGAUGUUUUUAUGUUUUAUAGACUUUGUGGUCUAUUUUGUCUCUUUUUUGGCUAUAAUUAUUAUCACUAUUAUAUCAGUUUGGAUGAGAUAUGAGUUUGUUUUUUUCUCUUUGAUAUACAAGGCAUAUAAAACUGUGAAAUUUAUUGUUCUUUUGUUGGGUAAAUCUUUAGGGUAGAUUUGCAUGUUAACCUUUUUAUGUUCUAUUAAAUGGGUAUUUUUCUGAUCCUUUCUUCUCACACUGUCUUGCUCUCAGGGUUUUUACAUGAUGCUUAUUUGUAAUAUACUUUCCUGAGUUGCAAAUAUUCUCCCCAACUCUUGAUUUUGGAACAAGUUGAACUGUCAAUCACUACUUCUAGCACUUGACUGUGAAUUAAAACGAGUGGGGUGGAUAUACUGAACCUAUGCACACCCACAUUCCUCUCAUCACUUUGCUUAUUUUCCAUGUAUUUUCUGGUUAUUUGUUUCUUCCUGGUUCCUUCAUGCCCUUUCUCCUUGUUAUAUGGCAGAAACUAGUAAAUGUACAGUCUUCUCCAGUCUUGCCACCUGGCUCUGAUUGAUAUUAAAGGGAGCUUCGCGUCGCUGCUACACACAAAAAAUAAUUCUACUGGACUUGAACGGAACCAGAAUCAUCAAUAGUAUUUUGGUACACUACUCCUGCUCUUCACACGAGUGCUUUGAAAUCAGAAAUUUAAGCUGUUCUGUAUCAAACCUUUAAAGCAAUAAAAUUGUAUUAAUGCAA